AUGUGUGCAGGGCAGAGGGAGAUGGACAGCUAUCGGACUUUAAUUCUUCUGAUGUCCACAGUCACACUCACUACUGCGGGAGUGAGGCUGGUCGAUGGUCCUCGCUGCUCUGGGAGGGUAGAGGUGCUUCAUGGGAAGACCUGGACCACAGUGUGUGAUGCUGACUUUGACCAGCAGGAUGCAGAGGUUGUGUGUAGAGACCUGGGCUGUGGGCCUCCUGAGGAGGUGCUGGGAGCAGCUGCUUUUGGCAGAGGGGAGGGCCAGGUGUGGACAGAAGAGCUUCAGUGCAGAGGCAAUGAAUCUGAUAUUUACUCUUGUCCGACAUCUUCAUACAAACACAGUUGCUCUCAUGACAACGAUGUGGGUCUGUUGUGUGCUGGUAAGAAAGACAAUGUGAGACUGGUGGAUGGUAGUAGUCACUGUUCUGGGAGAGUAGAGGUUCUUCAUAGAGGACAGUGGGGAACAGUGUGCGAUGAUGACUGGGAUAUGAGAGAUGCUGCAGUGGUGUGUAGAGAGCUGGGUUGUGGGGAGGCUGUAGAUGUACUGGGUAAUUCUCACUUUGGACCAGGAUCAGGACCAAUCUGGAUGGAUGAUAUAGACUGUAGUGGAUCAGAGUCUACACUGAAGAACUGUAGAUCCGCAGGUUGGGGUAAACAUAACUGUAAUCAAACUAAAAAUGCUGGCGUUAUCUGCUCAGGUAAACUACAAUACAUCUUGAGGCUGGUUGGUGCUCCUCGCUGCACUGGGAGAGUGGAGGUGCUUCAUAGGAAGACCUGGGCCACUGUGUGUCAUUCUGACUUUGACCAGAAGGAUGCAGAGGUUGUGUGUAGAGAGCUGGGCUGUGGGCCUCCUAUGGAGGUGCUGGGAACAGCUUCUUUUGGCAGAGGGGAGGGCCAGGUGUGGUCAGAGGAGCUUCAGUGUACAGGCAACGAAUCUCAGUUUCACCUCUGUCCUUCAUCAUCUACACUUAAACACAACAGCUUUCAUGAGCAUGGCGUGGCACUAGUACAGUGUAAGGCUGAUGGACGGUGGUGGUCGCUGUUCUGGGACAGUGGAGGUUCUUCAUAG
Molecule: messenger RNA, 1068 nt
Organism: Electrophorus electricus (electric eel)
Lineage: Eukaryota; Metazoa; Chordata; Actinopteri; Gymnotiformes; Gymnotidae
Source: RefSeq, a predicted model, not a curated record